Molecule: messenger RNA, 2833 nt
Organism: Octopus bimaculoides (California two-spot octopus)
Lineage: Eukaryota; Metazoa; Mollusca; Cephalopoda; Octopoda; Octopodidae
Product: L-seryl-tRNA(Sec) kinase
Molecular function (GO): tRNA binding; kinase activity
Source: RefSeq, a predicted model, not a curated record
AGAAGUAUGUGUUUUAGAGAGAGUGUGAAAGUCAGCUGCGAUGGUGAUAUGUGGAUGAUGUAGGCUGAAGGAAUCACACACGUUAGCGACUAUACAUAUGUGUAUGUAGGUCUUAGCCCAUGAACAUGGAUAUGUGCUUACUAAUUCUUUGUGGUCUGCCUGCCUGUGGUAAAACAACUUUGGCUAAAAGACUGAAAGCAUCACCAGAGUUCAACAGCAUCUAUCAUGUUGUUCAUCUUUCAUAUGAUGACUUAAUGCCAGACAAUAUUACUGCUAUCCUGACAGAAAAGCCUAACUUAGUGCAACAGGGAGCUGCAAAUUGGAAGAAAUAUCGGGAAGAUAUAGUAUGUUGUGUUGAGAAUAUUCUCAAAAUUUUCCCAAAUGUUAAAGCAGAAAUACCUGUUAAUGUGUGCCCUGAUCUAUGGACUAAAAUAAACAAUAGCUUUAUGCAGGACAUGAAAAAAGAAGAAUUUCACUUGUUGGUUAUCAUAGAUGAUAACAUGUAUUAUCAAGGAAUGCGAUAUCCUUUCUAUCAGUUAGCCAGAAAGUACAGUAUUGGGUUUUGUCAAGUUUAUCUUGAAUGCAACAUAGAACUGGCAUUGAAAAGGAACAAUCAUCGGCCAAACCCCAUACCUGAGGAAGUGAUUCACACAAUGGCAUCAAAGUUAGAACCACCAUCACCAUCUGAAAGAAACUGGGAAGUUCAUUCUUUGUACAUCAAGGACCAGACUAUUUGUUGUUUAGAUGAUGUGUUGGCUUUGGUUGACAAUGCCAGGCAAAACAAAGCAGCACCACUUUCAGAUAACCUGGAACUUCGGCAGAUAAGUCGUGUUAAAUGUUCCAUUAGCACUUUACAUCAAGCAGACCAAAUUCUGCGAAAGCUGGUUUCAGGGAAGAUGUCUGAUUUACAUGCCGGGUUAUCUUGCAAGAAUAAGAAAGAGAUGUCAUGUGUUUAUCUACAAAUUCGUACCAGGCUUUAUUCAGAGCUAAAAUUAGGUUCACUGCUUAUUCCUGAAUCUAUUGAAAAUGUUACAGAUGCCUCAAAAAAUACAGAAAGUAAUUUAUAUCAGUGGCUGAAAGACAUAUUUGAAUCUAAUUGUAAUGAUUCAACAGUAAAUACAACUGAAAUCACUUGAGGGCAAAAAGUCGUAAAUUCAUUUUGUCUUCAUGUAGACAAACCAAUCGACUCUCUUUACCAGAGGACCGCUCACUUUAGUGUGCAUUAGCUGAGAAUUUAAUAUCUUGGAAUUAACUAUUGCAUUUGACAUUUGAUUAAACAACAAAAAUUUUUAAAAUUAGCUGAAUACUACUAUCGUUUAUUUUGAAAUAUAGUUAUCUCUGAAAAAAUUCAGAAUGUCAAAGCUGGUUUAGGUAGUUAAUUCUUUAUCAACAGAUUGAACAGCUAGAUUCUACCAUUGCACUUUAUUACCAGCCAUUCUAUUUGACAUGUUAAGUUCAUUCCAUAAGUAUCUUUGUUUACUUUGAUUGAUGGUAAUUUUAGCUGUUUUUCUUUUUUCUUUUUUGAUUUAAAAAUGUUUUUCACUCCUCUGUGGUUUCUGUUUCAAUGCUGCAUAAAUUGCCCGAACUGUCUCUAUUUAUUGCCAUCACUGUAUCUGACAUUUGAGGAGGAUGAAUUCAGUGAAAGUAAAUGAUAGUUGUCAAUAUUGACAGCUAGGGGAGUACAGAAGGAGUACUUGCCAAUCUGAUGAGGCCUCUCAAGAAUGAGGGGCCUCAUCAGGUUGGCUUUGAGAUGGGCAAGAAAGCUAAGGCGAGCUGGCAGAAACGUUAGCAUGCCGGGCGAAAUGCUUAGUGGUAUUUCGUCUGCCGCUACGUUCUGAGUUCAAAUUCCACCGAGGUCGACUUUGCCUUUCAUCCUUUCAGGGUCGAUAAAUUAAGUACCAGUUACGCACUGGGGUCGAUGUAAUCGACCUAAUUCGUUUGUUUGUCCUUGUUUGUCCCCUCUGUGUUUAGCCCCUUGUGGACAAUAAAGACUUAAGAAAGCUAAGGUGAUGAGAGAGGUAGUAAUAGCAUUGGGGAGAGGUCAGACAGGUCCUGUGACGUCCUUAGUAACACUGGAAGCAAUGUUCAGUGUACAGAAGAGAUUCACUGCCAUCCUUGGUCAUACCAACAGCAUGGCAGAGUGAGAGUGAAAAGAAGACAGUGAUUGAGAGAUGAGUGAUAAAGGCACUGAUAAUAGAGAUAUGGGUGUCAGAGGCAUGGUUGAUAGUGGUACAAAUGAUAAGAGGGAUGAGAAAGUAUUAAAGAGGCUGAAUAUAUAUCUAUAACACAUAUUGCACGCACAUGCUUCUCUUUGCAUUUGUUCUCCUGUCUUGUAAUAUCUCAUUAGUUCACCAAACAACUUCCAGUCAGUUAGAAACCAGCAUGUACAUUAAGUUUACAAGGCAUUUUUGCUAGGAUUGCACUGUCCAGUUUUUUCUUUUUUUCUUCAUCUUUUCAACUGGAUCCAAAAUAUUAAAACAACUAUUUUCUCUUGUAUGAACAUCAAACUAAUACUUUUUGAUUGUGAAUUUAUCUUGGCUUGUUUUUGUCCUUUUUUACCUUUGCUCUGUGUGUGUGUGUGUGUCCUUGUCUCAAUUAUUGUGUGAUAAUUGUAAGUAGGUUUAGUUAUAAUAAAAAUGGUGAUGUUUCCUUGCAAUAUUCUGAGUAAACUUGUCCAGACUUGGUGGGAAAUAUUACUUCACUUGGAAACGCUUAAAGGUCGGCAAUAGGAAGAGCAUUCAACCACAGAAAAUUCUGCUUCACCAAAUCUCAUCUAACCCAUGCAAGUACAGAGAAGUAAGCAGUAAAACAGAGAUGAUAAGUGUUUUAUAUA